This is a messenger RNA of Pseudovirgaria hyperparasitica, 1116 nucleotides long. RefSeq lists its product as uncharacterized. Bases 1 to 1116 code for a protein of 371 amino acids. The record is from RefSeq and is a predicted model, not a curated record. Lineage: Eukaryota; Fungi; Ascomycota; Dothideomycetes; Acrospermales; Acrospermaceae. The transcript has a single exon.
AUGGGAUCCCGUUUAAUCGGACCCGGUAUCAUCGAGAUUCGGUCUCUAGGUUACGACAUCGAGGCCCUAGAUAUCGAGCAUGAACUGACGCGCCGAGGCGUGGGGAUGAUUAUCAGCAAGCUGGAAAUCCCACCUGUCUACUAUGGCGAUGAGACUCUAUGGGUAGAUAUGCCACUCUCAUAUCGCGUUCUCGAACGCUGUCCAGAUGAACUUAUCGUACAGAUUUCGACAGAGUUGUGGUUUGUGGCGUAUGAGCUGUACGGCGACCCUCAUAGUUUGGCGAGACGCUUGAUUCCGUUCGAUGAGCACGCUUUCAAGAUUCUUCUUCUCUAUCGAUGCUGGGACAUCAUUUAUGACCGGACCGGCUACGGUAGAAUGCAUUUAGAUCCACGGCUUGGACUCUUUAUCGAUGGCAUAGCCGCGCCUAUAUACUUUGAUUACGACGAACUAUAUGACGAUUACGAUUUCGACGAUAACGACAGCAAUGGGAUCUACUCUGGCCCAAGACCCGAAGGACGCCGCUCCUGUAGACGUCACGAAGCCCAAGGUCAUUGUCAUUGUGGAGGCAAUGGGCCAGAACUCCUUGCUCGUCAAGGUCCUGCCCCCUCUGCAACCCUCGCUCUCGAUAACUUUCCUGUUGUUACUCCAUCUGACUCGCAGGCACGCGCUCCAUUACAAUUCGGGGGGUUCAGUAAUGCAAACAAUCCUUCAAUACCCAUGAACGAACCUCCGAACCCAAACAGUCAAGGAGCAAUCCCGCUUUACAACGGUAGCCAUGCCGCUAUGCCGAACCGUGGUGUAGUCGUCAACGGCCGCGGCGGACGUGAAGACUUCAACACCGGUCCAGGUGUGAAUCAACCUCCAGUAUACGAUGCACACGCUGGUUCGGCUCCAGCACAGGGUGACAGUAUAGCUCCUGUGGCUCCUACCUUUGGCGGGUUCAGUGAUUCGACAUACGGCAACAUCACACAGCAACCGGCAUCGUCCCGUGAGGAUGGCUGUAGACGAGGAUCUGACGUAAAUUCCAGCGCAGCUGAUCCACCCGUGGGUCAACCUCCGGCCUAUCGAAGGAACGCUACUGGCGAGUAUCCUCCCGAGAAACGGGGUUGGCACUAG